AUGUCACGCUGUUUGUUAUCCAUAAAUUCUGGUGAUGUGUGUCGGAUAAGAGCUCUUUAUACGAUAUCAUGUUGUUUCUCGAGCUCAAAAACAUUUGCUACAACUGGGAAAGCGUUUUCCAAACCUGGUCAGCCGAAUAUUGUCCUUGUUGAUGCGGUACGUACGCCAUUUCUACAAUCGAGGACAAUUUUCAAAAAUAUGAUGGCUGUGGAUUUGCAACGAGCUGCUCUUUCAGCAUUAGUUGAUCGAACGAAAGUGAAUGUGGACGAGGUGGGACAUAUUGUUUGUGGUACUGUGAUACAGGAACAUAAGACUAGUAAUGUGGCACGGGAAGCUGCGUUAACGGCUGGAUUUUCUAAAAAGGUACCAGCGCAUACGGUUACACUGGCUUGCAUUUCGUCAAAUGUCGCAAUAACUUAUGUUAUGAACAUGCUUGCAACAGGUUGUUGUAAUGCAGGUAUUGCUGGUGGUGUUGAAUUACUCUCUGAUGUCCCAAUCCGAUAUAAUCGGAAAGCACGCUCAGCAAUGCUUUCUCUGGAUAAAGCAAAGAAGCUUCCUGAUAAGUUGACAGCGAUAAAAAAUAUAGCAGUAAAUUUUUUCUCACCUGAAUUACCAACUGUUGCUGAAUUUACAACUGGUGAAACAAUGGGACAUAGCGGUGAUCGACUAGCAGCCGCAUUUGGCGUUUCUAGGCGUGAACAGGAUGAAUUUGCUCUUCGUUCACAUGUGCUUGCUGAUCGUGCCGUGAAAGAGAAUCUUCUCUCUGAUGUGGUACCAGUUUUUGUAUCUGGUAGCAAGCCGAUGAUUGUUCGAAAAGAUAAUGGUAUCCGUGUUUCAUCGAUGGAAAAAUUAUCAUAUUUGAAGCCAGCUUUCGUAAAACCUCAUGGAACAGUUACUCCUGGCAAUUCUUCAUUCCUCACAGAUGGCGCAUCCGCUUCGCUGAUAAUGACGGAAGAUUACGCUUUGAAGAAAGGUUAUAAGCCAAAAGCUUAUCUGAGAGAUUUCCAGUACGUAGCACAGGACCCAACCGAUCAACUUCUUCUCUCACCUGCCUAUGCAAUCCCAAAACUGAUGGAUAAGGUUGGCCUAACUUUAAAAGAUGUAGAUGUUUUCGAAAUUCAUGAAGCUUUUGCUGGACAAGUUCUAGCCAACUUGAAUGCCAUGGAUUCGGAUUAUUUUUGUAAGGAAAUGUUGAAAAGACCAGCAAAAUAUGGACGUAUACCGGAGGAGAAAUUGAAUACCUGGGGUGGUAGUCUAUCACUUGGACAUCCAUUUGGUGCAACAGGAGUACGAUUGGUAUCUCACGCAUCAAAUCGACUGCAACAUGAACAAAAACAUCUGGGAAUUGUAGCUGCAUGCGCUGCAGGUGGACACGGAAUCGCUAUGCUCAUUGAAAAUUAUUCAAAAUAG
Cercopithifilaria johnstoni is the source of this 1410-nucleotide messenger RNA. The record is from the annotation of a GenBank genome assembly. NCBI's taxonomy places the organism in Eukaryota, Metazoa, Nematoda, Chromadorea, Rhabditida, Onchocercidae.